UGUUUGAAGGGUCCUACUACACCUUGAUGACAAGCACGUUCAUGUGGAGCAAUUCAAGGCCCCUCCACAAAGGGGAAAAGAGAAACAAAAGAAAUUCCAAGAACUAAGAAAAUGAUCAUUUGGAAAAGUAAAAGAGAAAGCAAAGCAGAAAAAUGAGCUAUGUCCCAGUCCAACAUUUUGCUAAAAAUUUGCUCAGCCCCAGCAGACAACAUGGGAAAGAGAGGAACAAGGUUACCAGGCUUCUGCCUCAACAGAAUUAGGCCUCAUGCUAGGGUGCGUUCGCCACCAGCACAAGCCAACAACAAGCAUGACACCACCACCACAAGUGCUACCAAAAUUGAUCAGAAAACUGAAAAUUCUUGCAAUGCAUGUGAGGAGAAGUUCGAUGACGGGGCAAAACCCGGGUCUGUGAUUGCUAGGAAGAUCAUGAUUGUGGUUGAUUCUAGCCUUGAGGCCAAGAGUGCUGUGCAAUGGGCACUCACUCACACAGUUCAGGACCAUGACACUAUAGUUCUUCUUCAUGUCAUGAAGCCUUCUAAUAAACAAGCCACUGAUGAACAAUCCAGCAAGGAAAUAGCUCCAAGGGCUUAUGAACUUGCUUCCUCCUUCAAGAACAUGUGUCAUGGGAAAAGGCCUGAGGUACAAAUUGAGAUUGCAGUAAUAGAGGGAAAGGAAAAGGGUCCAAAAAUAGUGGAGGAGGCAAAAAAACAAGGUGUGGCACUUCUAGUUUUGGGGCAGAAGAAGAGGUCCACAACAUGGCGUCUUCUGAUGAUGUGGGCAGGGCAUAGAGUCACAGGUGGGGUGGUAGAGUACUGCAUUCAGAAUGCACAUUGCAUGGCAAUUGCUGUGAGAAGAAAAAGCAAGAAGAGUGGAGGGUACAUGAUUACCACUAAGCGUCACAAAGAUUUCUGGCUCUUGGCUUAAUUAAUCUGAAGUCAAUACUAUGAAUGUUGUCAGCUUCAAGAUUACACAAAGUAUAAAUGAUUGAUCAUGUUUAUUGUGUCUGUAAUCCACAAUGUUUGUACAUAAUAAAGUGUGCAGAGAAUGAAAAAAAGAAAAAAGGAUUGGAAUUAUUAA
Molecule: messenger RNA, 1077 nt
Organism: Glycine soja
Lineage: Eukaryota; Viridiplantae; Streptophyta; Magnoliopsida; Fabales; Fabaceae
Product: universal stress protein PHOS32-like
Exons: 4
Coding region: 160-924 (254 amino acids)
Source: RefSeq, a predicted model, not a curated record